Molecule: messenger RNA, 1446 nt
Organism: Ceratosolen solmsi marchali
Lineage: Eukaryota; Metazoa; Arthropoda; Insecta; Hymenoptera; Agaonidae
Product: ubiquitin domain-containing protein UBFD1
Exons: 5
Coding region: 459-1316 (285 amino acids)
Molecular function (GO): RNA binding; cadherin binding
Source: RefSeq, a predicted model, not a curated record
UAGCGUAGAACUGGUAAGAAUCGUGUCCGGAUCCGGCCAAACGCGAUUGGCGAAUGGCGAUCUUCCUUUUCAUCUCUCGUUUCAUAAGAUUCACCCAUAUUUAUAAUGCGUCGGAAUACAUGGUUGGCUCAAACUCAGUCAUGGAGUUCGUUGGCGGUAGUGGUUGCGUGAGAAAUUCCAGGGGCUGAUAUUUUGCUUUAGAGCCGAAUUUUCCGAAAGUGUUGCACGCGCUUCGGCUUCUUCGGCCUUUUGGCUACGAUCAACUUGACGCGAGGAUACGGGACGUGCGACACGACGGCAUUCAAGUUGGUUCUUCGUUAUUUUAGUGAACUCCUCCAUUGACGAAGGAGUCUCGACUGCGAGUCCUAACUGCUGGCCGGACCACAACAUCAACAACGACAACAAUAAUAAUAAUUAUAAUAAUACCUCGCUCCAGCAAUUGUGGAGAACUACAAAAAAUGGAUAUUGAAUCGCCGAAAAACGAUGAUAACGAUAACUGUUGCAAACCAUCCUCGAGUUGCGAGGUUUUAUCAAACUCGAAUUCGACAGAGGCAUCGGAUGAAACACCACCGGAUAAGCUCGAUACCUUAAAUAGUAAAGAUGAUAAUAUUUCUAAUAUGGCAAAGGAAGAUUCGCGUGAGAAAAUAGAUUUCAAAGUAAUUUAUAACAAGAAAAAGAUCGAUGUCACUUUUGCGUUGGAUGGCACCGUUGCGGAAUUAAAGGCCUACCUUCAGAAUAUCAUAUCCGUGCCGCAAGCAAUGCAAAAAAUUAUGAUUAAGGGAUUAGCCAAAGACGAUCAGACUCUUAGAGUUUUAGGUGUAACAAAAGGUGCCAAAAUUAUGAUUGUUGGAUCGAAGCUGGACGAUGUUUUAGCUGUUUCAAUACCUACGAAACAAGAAUUGGUGGAUGAAGCGUCAUCUUCUAAUAAAGAACCUUUAUCUCAACAAAAGAUUCAUCGUAAAGUCUUAGAUAAAGGCGUUCCCGAAGAUGUUAUGCCAGGAAUUUUAGAAAGUCAGGAACCUCUUCCUGAUUAUCCCUUAGCUGGAAUGUUGAAUAAAUCCGGUGGUAAAGUUAGACUAACUUUUAAAUUAGAGCAAGACCAAUUAUGGAUAGGAACUAAAGAGCGAACGGAUAAAAUACCAAUGAAUUCUAUUAAAGAUGUCCAUAGCGAGCCAAUUCAUGAUCAUCCAGAGUACCAUAUUAUGGGUAUUCAAUUGGGUACGACAGAAGCAUCGAGGUAUUGGAUUUAUUGGGUACCUUCGCAAUACAUAUCAGCAAUCAAAGAUGCAGUUCUUGGAAAAUGGUGCUACUUCUGAUCAAGUGUUAGUGAAUGUUGUUUUUUUUUUUUUUUUCAUUUUUUAAACUGAACGUAAUCAGAUGUGAACAUCGAGACAAACGACUGUGCUAGUCAGGCAUUUUAAACAGUAAGUACAUAAUAACUUAUUA